CAGGCGGCCAGCGCAGGUCUAGUUUCCGCGGUGGCGCGGCCCUGCGCGGCGAAAAUGGCGGCUUCCAGUUGGGCGCUCACGGCCUUGGUCUUGCUUUGUGCUUCUGACCUGCUGCUGCCGCUGCUGCUGCUGCCGCCUCCAGCCGACGCGGCUGAAGGCCCGGCUGGGACGCCCGGCGAGGCUACUCCACCCCCCCGGAAGAAGAAAAAGGAUAUUCGCGAUUACAAUGAUGCGGACAUGGCGAGACUCUUGGAACAGUGGGAGAAAGAUGAUGACAUAGAAGAAGGAGAUCUCCCAGAGCACAAAAGACCCUCAGCACCGAUUGACUUCUCAAAGAUAGAUCCAGGCAAGCCUGAAAGCAUAUUGAAAAUGACAAAGAAAGGGAAGACUCUCAUGAUGUUUGUUACUGUAUCAGGAAGCCCCACAGAGAAGGAGACGGAGGAAAUCACUAGCCUCUGGCAGGGCAGUCUUUUCAAUGCCAACUACGACGUCCAGAGGUUUAUUGUGGGAUCAGACCGGGCUAUCUUCAUGCUUCGUGAUGGGAGCUAUGCCUGGGAGAUCAAAGACUUUUUGGUCAGUCAAGACAGGUGUGCUGAAGUAACUCUGGAGGGACAGGUAUACCCUGGCAAAGGAGGAGGAAGCAAAGAGAAAAAUAAAACAAAGCAAGAGAAGAGCAAAAAGAAGAAGGAGAAAGAUCAGAAAUCUCAGGCGUCAAAGGAAAAUAACCGAGCUGGGAAUAAAAGAGAAGACCUAUGAUGGGGCAGCUGUGGUGCCCGGCAAAGGAGCAGAUGGGACACAGGGAGCCCUGCGAGGGCUCAUGGGGUGGGGACAGGCAUGGGAAACCGCACACUGGACGAAAUUCUAGUUUCUUCUAGAAAGGGUGUGCCACAUCACCAGUUUGUGGUUAAAAUAAGAAUUAGUAUUUGAAAGGCUUCAAGACAGACGACAGAGGUUUUCUAAUUAAUAUUGAACACUGACAAAUUAAUGUUUACUAUAAAACCACCUUAAAUGGAGACUUGACUGUGUUGCUUUUUCCCAUUUAAAUUUGGUGAGUCAUUGAUAUUACUGUGGACUUUCUGUCCUGAACAGGACAGAUACCAGCCCCCUCUUCAUUGUACCUGCUCUGGUUUUUUUCCCCAAAAGGAUACCAGUCUAAUCAGACAAGCUUUUAAAACUCUUAACUUAAUGGAGUAAGACAUCAUUUUCAUUACUAUAUUAUGUACAGAGCAUGUCUAGAUGUGAAACUAGAACAUGCUCUCGGAGCACUGCAGAGAGCUCUAAAGCCUAAAUAUGCAAUCAGGAGGCAUAGAUCUAAAAUCGAUGCAGAAAAUGUAGAGAAAAGAAAAUAAUGUAACUUGGGAAACCCUUAAUAUUAACCUCAGAUUUCUUUGACUUGGAUUCCUCUCAUCGGUUAAAGCAAACGCUUGACAUUUGGCAGUUUUUAUAUGGUCUGCAAAGUUCAGAAGUUGGUUCUCAAUUAGAAAAGAGGAAUGCUGGUGUUGAGGGUUCAUAUUCCAAUUAACGUGACAAUUUUAAAGUAUGUAAAUAGGGACUCAGCAGUGUGCAGCUGAGGACUUGAUAACCUCAUUUAUUUCUAAACAUUUGUGUUUGAUAAAGUGCCUAAAUCUGUGGUGGUUUGUAUGGUACUAAUAUAAUACGCUACCGUUAAUGUCUGAUUUUGCUGUUCACAUGUUGAAGGCUACUCUGAAUAUGAGUUAUGGAACUUAUAUACAGGUAUCUUUUUUUUUUUUAAGGUAUCAUUUUUAAGAACUAAAAUUAUUUAAAUUCCAAUUGUGAUUUUUUUUUUAAGUAGCACAUGUACAUGGAUAAACAAUUUUAAUGGUAAAGAAUGGUACAAAGUGAAAAAUAUAUGCGCACUCCAUCCUCACUCCUUUGUCCCAGUGGAAGCCUCUGUUAACUAUUUCUUAAGAAAAAAGUACAUUUCCA
Messenger RNA from Choloepus didactylus (southern two-toed sloth), 1947 nucleotides. RefSeq names its product mesoderm development LRP chaperone (gene MESD). NCBI's taxonomy places the organism in Eukaryota, Metazoa, Chordata, Mammalia, Pilosa, Megalonychidae. The transcript is spliced from 3 exons. Gene Ontology annotation, molecular function: low-density lipoprotein particle receptor binding. Gene Ontology annotation, biological process: protein folding. The record is from RefSeq and is a predicted model, not a curated record. Bases 55 to 756 code for a protein of 233 amino acids.